CCCCAUCUCCCUCCACCAUUCUUCUGGCCUCGGGUGGCUCAGCUUCUCCCAGUCAAUCCUCAGCAUUAAACUUCGAAAUCAGUGCACCAGAAAUAGACAAACAGUGUUAAACUCUCCACUACCAGCUUACCUUCCACUUUUUUCAUUUGUCUUCUUCUCAACCCCCUCUGGUAAGUUGUCCUUGUCCGUCUUCAUCUUGUUCUUCUUCUUCCUCCGACUCUGGAAACCCAACAUUCUUCCCUGAAUCUGUAGGAAAAGUCAAGUUUGACGAGGAGAAAAUGAACUGCUUUCAUUCCUCAUUCUGAGAGAUUUACUAUGAUUUCGAUUCAGUUUCACCUCUGAGAUUGGCCUCUUAUGUUUUCACAAGAGGAAAGUUCUUCGCGUUUGCUCGAUGGCAGCUUACCGGGAAGUUUAGAGUGAACUGGGAGUUAGCUGCCAAGACCUCUUUCUAGGAAGCUAUGGUGAGGAAGCAUGGAUGGCAGCUUCCGGCACACACCUUUCAGGUUGUUGCUGUAACUGUUUUCUCCUUAUUAGUGGUUGCAUUCUAUGCUUUUUUCUCUCCUUUCGUUGGAGGACACAUUUGGGAGUAUGUGCUAGUCGGAACAUAUUCACCUGUGGCACUCCUGGUGUUUGUUCUUUAUGUACGGUGCACUGCUAUUAACCCAGCAGAUCCUGGCAUAAUGUCAAGGUUUAACUCUGAGAUUUUAACAAGUAGUAGUAAUAAUAGUAGUACAAGUUCAAAACAUGGACUUUCUACAAAAGAUACGUCAGGAAAGUUUGAAGGACUUAAAAUAGGUGCAAAUAAUUCUCCUUUGUCAAUCUCGAAAAUUUCCUUUGCUGCAUCAAACUCUGUUAAGAAAGGUCGCGUAGAGGGUGGCAGAUCAGAUGGCCGAGUGAAUUCUUCUAGAAGCAGGAGGGGAUCUUAUUGUAAGCUUGGAGGAAUCUUCUGUGCUUUGUUUGUACAUGAGGAUUGUCGGAAACAGGAUUGUGGAGCUGCACUGGAAGGUGGAAACACUGAAGAUGCUUUGUUCUGCACUCUGUGCAAUGCCGAGGUUCGCCAGUUUAGCAAACAUUGUCGAAGCUGUGAUAAAUGUGUUGACGGAUUUGAUCACCAUUGUCGUUGGCUAAAUAACUGUGUUGGGCGGAAGAAUUAUAUUACAUUUAUAUCUCUCAUGGCCAUCAGCUUAGUAUGGCUUGCUAUUGAAGCUGGGACAGGGAUCGCUGUUCUAGUUCGAUGCUUUGUGAACAAGAAGAAGAUGGAAGCUGAAAUAGUUGACAGACUAGGGAAUGGUUUCUCUCAGGCCCCAUUUGAGACCGUUGUGGGUGUUUGUACAGCGGUUUCAAUAUUGGCUUGUGUGCCUUUGGGUGAACUUUUCUUUUUCCACAUUAUAUUGAUAAAAAAGGGCAUUACCACUUAUGAAUAUGUAGUGGCAAUGAGGGCAGCCAUGAGUGAGGUUCCAGGGGGACAAUCUACGUACGAAGAACAGGGAAACAUUUUGUUCUCCCCAACAGGGUCCGCAAUGACUGGUUUUAGCGGUGGAAGCUCUUUAGGCCUUCAGUAUAAAGGAGCAUGGUGCACCCCUCCUCGAGUGUUUGUUGAUUAUCAAGAAGAAGUUGCACCUCAAUUAGAACCUGGAAUUGUCCUAUCAACGGUUGAUCCAGAUGCAGCUGGGUUUGAGGACAAUGACGGAAACAAGGCCUCCAAACGGGCUGUUAAGAUCAGUGCAUGGAAACUUGCCAAACUAGACUCUAACGAAGCUAUGAAAGCAGUGGCUAAAGCCCGUGCAUCUUCAUCUGUCUUGCGACCAAUUGAUAACCGCUAUUUGGGCGAUUCAGAACUAAGCUCCUGUGAGAAUAUGAGUGUGGCAAGCAGUAUGAGUGGUGGAAACAUCAAAGACGGGAAGUAUGAAGUGCGAAUCUCUCACUCAUUCCCACACAGUCAAGGAAGCGGGACCCAAAGCGUGAGUAGCUUCAGCAGCCCGAGCAGCCAUGUUCAUGGGCCGGUCACCCUAAGCCCAAUCCCACAAGCUAAUAAUAUAUCGGGUCCACCAAAUGUCACCGGCUCAAAGGUCACCCAGACUUUUAAGGCUCCUUUAUUGACUACAAGUAACAACCGCCCUAUAUCUCUAGUCCGAGACGUUAAACGAGCGUCUGUUGUGUGGGACCCGGAAGCUGGAAGGUAUGUGUCUGUCCCUGUAACCUCUGGAGAAGGCGGCAGUAGUAAAAGACCAUCUCUGCUGCCAAACCCGAAAGCAGGCGGGUCUGGUACUUAUGAGAAGGGUCAGCCUGUUACUCACCCCCUGGUGGCCCAGCGGCAGCCUGCUGAGACGGUUACGUACACAGGGGGCGGGGAGUCUAUAUUCUUUGGGGGCCCAUUGUUGAGUUCGGGUCGGGAGUCCAAGUUGAAGAGGCAUGGUGGGUCCCAUCAGCUUCCUGUGUAUGCUCCUGGGGAUUCGGUGCUGUCGAGGAAGUAGUGCAGAGAUGGGGGGGAGGGAGUUAGUUCACCUUUUUUGGAUGGCCGUUUUAGGACAAAAGAAACCUCUGAAAGGAGAAGAGUUUGUGUCCUCCAGGAACCUGCUGCUAGGCUGAGGUUCUACAGAGGUUUCUUUUCUUGUUCUAUCAGUUUGGUAAGUAUUAACAACCGCUGCUGUAAAUGAUUGAGAAAUUGUAGAGCAGAUGGAGUGGUGGAACUUUUUAACUCUCAGAAUUUAAUUUACUGCG
Molecule: messenger RNA, 2721 nt
Organism: Cuscuta europaea
Lineage: Eukaryota; Viridiplantae; Streptophyta; Magnoliopsida; Solanales; Convolvulaceae
Source: the annotation of a GenBank genome assembly